AGCUGAGCAUGCCAGAGCCGGCGCCGCUCGGAGGGGACAGGAAAGCAGUGGAGAGGAAGCGGGUGGAGAAGGUGGGAGCCAAGGCAGCACCUUCAGUGCCCAGGAGCCUCCCGGUGCAGAGCAAGGCAGAGCCCCCCAGCCUGGAGCCCUCGGAGGAGCCGCUGCUCUGGGAAGGGCUCACCCUCAACAAGUGCAUCCUGGUGGCCUCCGUGGUGGCCCUGCUCAGUGUCACCUUCCAGGUGCUCCAAGCACCAUGUUCCAAGGAGGGGAUCACCCGAGGCCGGCAGGAGCCUCCACCACCACCUCCUCCCCUUCCCGGUGGGUUCAGAGCUCCGUGUUGUCCCAGUCCCACAGAUCCAGACUGA
This is a messenger RNA of Manacus vitellinus (golden-collared manakin), 365 nucleotides long. RefSeq names its product junctional sarcoplasmic reticulum protein 1-like. The record is from RefSeq and is a predicted model, not a curated record. The transcript is spliced from 3 exons. Lineage: Eukaryota; Metazoa; Chordata; Aves; Passeriformes; Pipridae. The coding region runs from base 9 to 365 and encodes 118 amino acids.